Eriocheir sinensis (Chinese mitten crab) is the source of this 2038-nucleotide messenger RNA. Its product is annotated as UPF0389 protein CG9231-like. The coding region runs from base 67 to 573 and encodes 168 amino acids. The record is from RefSeq and is a predicted model, not a curated record. NCBI's taxonomy places the organism in Eukaryota, Metazoa, Arthropoda, Malacostraca, Decapoda, Varunidae. The transcript is spliced from 3 exons.
AGGGCGAGACAGUCCCUCGGCGGCCAGGCCAUUGAGACCAGCUGAUCGUGGCCGUGCUGGGCAGACAUGGCCUUGGUACGCUGCUCCUCCCUGUGCCGCGGCCUGGGCGUGCAGAGACAGGCCCUGCUGGGGUGCCGGGCCGUGCUGGGGGGCGUGGCGCGGCCGUGCAGUGGCCCUGGCAAGGAGCUGGGCUCUAACAUAACGCGGCGGGAGCAGCAGCAACAGAAGGGGCAGGACAGCGGUGCCACUUACGGAAGGAUCGGCCGAGCCGGACUCACUGACCACAAAGUCAACAAACUUGAAAGGUACAUCUUAGUCUGGGGUGGAAAAUUCAAGAGCCUUGAUGAAGUUCCAGUUUUUGUAAGCCAAGACACAAUCGAACGUGCUCGUAACAAAGCCAGAAUCAAAGUCAACCUAAUGAUGGUUGCUGCAACCUUGGUUGGUUGUUUGGUUAUGAUCUACUCAGGAAAGAUGGCUCGGGAUGCUGGAGAGUCGGUCGUCAAGAUGAAUCAGGAUUGGCACAAGAAAAUCAAUGAAGAAUAUAGGAAGUCCAUCGACAAGAAGGAAGAAUAAUAUUUUGUAUACCAUGACUUCAUAUCCUAACAGUCUUUCUAAAGUAAGUAUUUGCAACCCAAAAAUAAUAUGAAAAAAAUGGUGCAUUUUGUAUGAACACAACCUCAGCCUAAAACUUCAUAUCUGCCCCUCUGGCUCCUGGACAGUUAAAAUCUUUCUUACCAGAUAAUUGGUUUGAUAUUUUGUAAUGUAGCAUUUGAUAUAUAUAUAUAUAUAUAUAUAUAUAUAUAUAUAUAUAUAUAUAUAUAUAUAUAUAUAUAUAUAUAUAUAUAUUAUAUAUAUACAGUAAACCCUCGAUAUAACAGACUAAUUGGGGGGGGGGGAGGGGGGGACUAACUAGUCCGUUAAUGCUAAAAGUCUGUUAUAAACGGCAGUAAUUUGAAAAUAUGUAUAAUAUUACCGAUGAACCUAAUAAACGUAGUUAUAUAUUUUUUUUAUUGUGUAUGUUGUCUGCACGUUAUCUGUAUAGCUGCACAGCACACUAGGCGAUGGACUGCGAGUCACUGAGGCUGCCAGAUUGGCAGUGGGCCCCAGUGGGGGGGCCACAUUGUUAUGGGUAUGGGUAAAAUUUUAAAAGUACACCUAUCGCACUGGCAGACAAAACUUCUUUUUUUUUCUGUGUGCUAUGAAAUAAUCUGCUAACUGUUUGUCACAAAUCGUUGACUUUUUACUGCCUGUUGUACACCCGCCACCGCUGCAGUUGCAAAAUUGCUUGCAGAGAGGGGUUCAGCUUGCUUAAUUAAUGUUUCUAUAUUUCACACACCACUCACAAUGAUCACAAGUUGACAAACUAAAUCAAAAUCAGGUAAAUUAAUGUUUAUCCUUCUGUGCACCUAUUCUCCCAGUGCGCAUGCAUGGUGGAUAGCAGAACGACUUGUUUCUGCAAGGAGUUAUUUCUCACAACACUGGCCCGCAUAGUGGGCGCCCCUGCCCUGUCCUGUCCUGCGAUGCCCAUUUCCACUACCCCACACUAUGUGCCUAAUAAAUUCAAUCUAACCAAACCUAACUUAACCUACCUAAUGGGCAACCCCUUAAGCUGUGUCAGUACCAACACUCACAAACACUUGGGUAUAUUCCAUUAUAUUUACAUCCUGGAUUGAUGCAUAAGACUUUCUUGUGGUGUAAAUACUUUCAUUUAAAUGGCAACCACAAGGAGGCAAAUAUUUUAUCAGGUGUGCUGAAAAAGACUACUGAAACCGAAGGAUGGACAGCAGGUAAGGCAGGCGGACGAGGUGGCAAGCAGACGAUGUUGUAGUUACCGGGCACAGUUGGUUCAAAAACUAUUCUCGGUCGGUCCCCGUGGAUUUCUGACCCUCUGACCCUGUUCGUUUUAUCCGAAACCAUUAUAAGCAGGUCCGAUAUAUCGAGGGUUUACUGUAAGUAUAUAUAUAUAUAUAUAUAUAUAUAUAUAUAUAUAUAUAUAUAUAUAUAUAUAUAUAUAUAUAUAUAUAUAUAUAUAUAUAUA